Molecule: messenger RNA, 885 nt
Organism: Centruroides sculpturatus (bark scorpion)
Lineage: Eukaryota; Metazoa; Arthropoda; Arachnida; Scorpiones; Buthidae
Gene: eIF1
Product: eukaryotic translation initiation factor 1
Exons: 3
Coding region: 163-501 (112 amino acids)
Biological process (GO): translational initiation
Cellular component (GO): eukaryotic 43S preinitiation complex
Molecular function (GO): translation initiation factor activity; ribosomal small subunit binding; RNA binding
Source: RefSeq, a predicted model, not a curated record
ACGCCAUCUAGUGCGCAUAGUUAAGUGACUACGUCAUCGGGAAAUUGUGCGUUGUCGUCAGAAGGUUCUUUCGAAGUCUUCUCUUUGUAAGAAAGAAAAAGUAGAUUGGAUUAUUCUAACGAAGUAUUCUCCACUCAUAGAGAAGCUUUCAAGAUCUGCUGUAUGUCUACCAGCAUUCAAAAUCUAAAUACUUUUGACCCCUUUGCUGAUGCUAACAGGGGUGAUGAACAGGGAGUCCAGGACGGGCUGAUUCACAUCAGAAUUCAGCAACGCAACGGACGGAAGACCCUUACAACAGUUCAAGGAAUUUCUGACGAUUACGACAAGAAAAAAAUUGUUAAAGCAUGUAAGAAGGAGUUUGCCUGCAAUGGCACUGUAGUAGAGCAUCCAGAAUAUGGUGAAGUGAUCCAACUGCAAGGAGACCAGAGAAAUAACAUCUGCCAGUUUUUAACCAAAAUUGGAAUCGCAAAGCCAGAACAGCUUAAAGUUCAUGGUUUCUAAUGCUAAUGAUUUUAACGUUAAAAUUUUUAGAUUGUCUAAUAUUGCAGUACUGUAAAGUCAUUUGGGUCAAAAGGAAAGAAAUAUAAAAUUGUUGAAACGUACAUUUAAUCAAAGAAAUGAGUUUUCAGUAAAAAAAAAAAAAAAAUAUCCUUCUGUUUUUAUAUAAUGUUCUAAUUUUUUGCAAGUGUUUUUGUAAAUUCUGCCGAUAAAAACAUAAUGAUUAGCGUUUCCAGCAGGUGUUUAACUAUAUGUAUCGUGCGGUGUUGCUUUUUCCAUUAAAACUAGAACAAAAUCUAUAAUCUUUUACGUUUUGUAUCGUGUCCUUGAAUGUUUUGUAUAUAUUUUUGGUAUUAUGGAAAAUUAAAAUCAAACAUGCCAAUGAAA